Nicotiana attenuata is the source of this 854-nucleotide messenger RNA. Its product is annotated as Werner Syndrome-like exonuclease. The transcript has a single exon. The coding region runs from base 122 to 724 and encodes 200 amino acids. Gene Ontology annotation, biological process: nucleobase-containing compound metabolic process. Gene Ontology annotation, cellular component: cytoplasm; nucleus. The record is from RefSeq and is a predicted model, not a curated record. Gene Ontology annotation, molecular function: nucleic acid binding; 3'-5' exonuclease activity. Lineage: Eukaryota; Viridiplantae; Streptophyta; Magnoliopsida; Solanales; Solanaceae.
AAUCAGAAUUUUGAACUUUCAACGUCUCUGACACGGAACUUCGCUACUUGCCCCUAUAAAUACAAAUUACUAUAGCCUAUUAGUAAUAUUUCAGAGUUUUGAUCACACUGCAUUGACAGCCAUGACUAUCACUACUUUUGACGUUGAAUUCUUCGGUGAUCGAAUCCUAACAACAGUCACAAACAGCCCAGGCUAUGUUGGCGAUUGGAUCUGGGAGAUCGAAGCCGUCCAUGCGCGUCGUCUCGACCGCCUCAUUGUUGGACUUGAUAUCGAGUGGCGACCCACUUUCAACCGUAAUCAACAAAGCCAAGUCGCAAUUCUUCAGCUUUGCGUUGGCCGACGCUGUCUCAUAUUUCAACUCCAGCACUGUUUUUACAUACCUUUGUUCUUAUCCGUUUUUUUGUGCAAUCCCAGUUACACUAUUGUUGGGGUUGGAAUCGAGAAUGACGUUGAAAAGUUGGAGAAGGAUUAUGGGAUACGUGUGGGUAAUGUGGUUGACUUAAGGCAUUUGGCGGCGGAUGCUUAUGGCAUGAGGGAUCUGAAGAAUGCUGGUUUAAAGAAGCUGUGCGAUGUUGUUCUUGGUAAAGAGAUGGAAAAGCCCAAGCGCAUUACUAUUGGAAAGUGGGAUAACGAAGAGCUCAGCGUGGAGCAAGUGGAGUAUGCUUGUAUUGAUGCUUUUGUUUCUUUUGAGAUUGGAAGACGCUUGAAUGCUUCUGGGCAUUAACUACCCCUUAAUUUAGAAACAUGACGGGUUGAUUUAAGCUGCUAAAUAAGGUUUUGGUUUGGAUUUUGGAUUUUGAUCUAUGAAGGUGCACCGUUCUAAAUGCGGAUUAGGGUUCUUAUAUUUUGGGUUA